Molecule: messenger RNA, 2624 nt
Organism: Choloepus didactylus (southern two-toed sloth)
Lineage: Eukaryota; Metazoa; Chordata; Mammalia; Pilosa; Megalonychidae
Gene: RRAGC
Product: Ras related GTP binding C
Exons: 7
Coding region: 89-1285 (398 amino acids)
Biological process (GO): positive regulation of TOR signaling; regulation of autophagy; cellular response to starvation
Cellular component (GO): nucleus; Gtr1-Gtr2 GTPase complex; lysosome
Molecular function (GO): GTP binding; GTPase activity
Source: RefSeq, a predicted model, not a curated record
GGCGGCGGCGGUGGUGGACUGGGGAGGCGGCGGCCUGGCUUAGCCUAGCCUGGCCUGUCAGGGCGCGGGCGGCGGCGGCUCCGGCACCAUGUCCCUGCAGUACGGGACGGACUCGGCGCCCCUCGCUGGGAGUUACGGCGCGGCGGAUUCGUUUCCAAAAGACUUCGGCUACGGCGUGGAGGAGGAGGAAGAGGAGGCGGCAGCCGCGGGCGGCGGGGUUGGGGCGGGGGCCGGCGGAGGCUGUGGUCCCGGGGGCGCUGACAGCUCCAAGCCGCGGAUCCUGCUCAUGGGGCUCCGGCGCAGCGGCAAGUCCUCCAUCCAGAAGGUGGUGUUUCAUAAAAUGUCACCCAACGAGACCCUCUUUUUGGAAAGUACCAACAAGAUUUAUAAAGAUGACAUUUCCAAUAGCUCCUUUGUGAAUUUCCAGAUAUGGGAUUUUCCUGGGCAAAUGGAUUUUUUUGACCCAACCUUUGACUACGAGAUGAUCUUCAGGGGAACAGGAGCAUUGAUAUAUGUCAUCGAUGCCCAGGAUGACUACAUGGAGGCUUUGACAAGACUUCACAUUACUGUUUCUAAAGCCUACAAAGUUAACCCAGACAUGAAUUUUGAGGUUUUUAUUCACAAAGUUGAUGGUCUGUCUGAUGAUCACAAAAUAGAAACACAGAGGGACAUUCAUCAAAGGGCCAAUGAUGACCUUGCAGAUGCUGGGCUAGAAAAACUCCAUCUCAGCUUUUAUUUGACUAGUAUCUAUGAUCAUUCAAUAUUUGAAGCCUUUAGUAAGGUGGUCCAGAAACUCAUUCCACAACUGCCGACCUUGGAAAACCUAUUAAAUAUCUUUAUAUCAAAUUCAGGUAUUGAAAAAGCUUUUCUUUUUGAUGUUGUCAGCAAAAUCUACAUUGCAACAGACAGUUCUCCUGUGGAUAUGCAAUCUUAUGAACUUUGCUGUGACAUGAUUGAUGUUGUAAUCGAUGUGUCUUGUAUAUAUGGGUUAAAGGAAGAUGGGAGUGGAAGUGCUUAUGACAAAGAAUCUAUGGCAAUUAUCAAGCUGAAUAAUACAACUGUACUUUAUUUAAAAGAAGUGACUAAAUUUUUGGCACUGGUCUGCAUUCUUAGGGAAGAAAGCUUUGAACGAAAAGGUUUAAUAGACUACAACUUUCACUGUUUCCGAAAAGCUAUUCACGAGGUUUUUGAGGUGGGUGUGACUUCUCACAGGAGCUGUCACCAAACCAGUGCUCCCAGUCUGAAAGCAUUGGCGCACAAUGGCACACCGCGAAACGCCGUCUAGCCUGAACUCCAAGCUGGCUCUGUGCCAGCUUGCUCUUCACUUCAGGGUCAGAUGCCACGUCCUUACAGGACACGGGAGCUGCCGCUGUGGGAAUCUGGUGCCUGUCCCACUAGAGACAAGGGGAAGAGUUUCUCAUUCGGAUGAAAACCCCUUCAACUGGUGGUGUACAACUGAAGCUACUAUUUCUUUUUUUAAAAAUGGCAAAAAAGAAUUCUAGAGACCACAAAACUCAAGUGUGUCUUUCUCCUCUUUUGGGUCUUAUUUUAGUAGUUGGGAUAUUUUGGACCUGGAGAUAACACCAGUUACCCAACCUUGCCAGAGAAUGUUGCUGUCAAUUACCAGUUGAAAAAUAAUAGAAAAAACUGAAUUUUUAUAUGCUUCACUUAGGUUUUCAUUUGAGUAGUCUCUAAAACUCCUGCCUUGCUUAAGUUCUAACACUGCCUGUCAGAUUUCAACUUUGGACAUAGCACCCCUAAGACCUUUUAAAUGCGUUUGCUUGCUAACUCAGAAGACACAUAGUCUGACUGCAGAAAAGGACGUUCCUGUAUUUGUUACUGAAGAAAUGAGAGAAAAAUUUAUGCUGCAUCAGCUGGAGAGCAAAGCUCAACAGUGGCUACAUUAGUUCCUUUGGAAGUGUUGAGGACAAAACUUUGAAACAAAAAAUUUUUGCACCUAUGUUUUGGGUACCAGAUGUUUGGAUUCGUGCAUUAGAUAAAUGAUCAUGAUGAUAUAACAAAGGUGAUUAAAAAGUUUUCCCCACAGUCUCUUCCUCGGGGGGAGAAAUUGAUUAUGUUACUGAAAUGUUUAGCUUCUUUAAUCUUGAUUUCCUCUGUUAUCUUUUAUUCCAUGCUCUCUAGAUUCCUUAGGAAUUGCUGUUUUGUUGACCCUAAGGCACUGGUGGACUAUCCACUGGGAGUUGGAGAGAGCACAUGGUGCCACAGCAUGUGUUUUACAUACUUUGUCUCCUGUAUUCUGACACAAAGUGUCAACUGUGGUACUUUCUUCGCCUAGGAUAUUAAUUCUUAAUUGCUUAUUUUUGUGGAUGGUUGAUACCCUUUCUGUUGAUUUACAUUUAUACAUUUUUACUCCACAUGCCCAGUAGUCAAAGUAUUCCAAAGCCACUGGACCACUUGAGUACAUAAGUGCCACUGUUUUGUGAAAUAUGUAUAUUCAGGUCUGUAAACCUAACAGUGUGACUUGGAGUGCUUCCUGCAGAUGAUUCUGACUGUUGAGUAUUUACAUGGACCAUGGUGAUAUCCAAAAGAAAAAUGCUUUUAUAUUUAUAGAUUAUUUCAUUGAACUAUAUAAAUGGGUAUCAAUAAAUGUAUUUACUCCAAAA